Molecule: messenger RNA, 4609 nt
Organism: Hyla sarda
Lineage: Eukaryota; Metazoa; Chordata; Amphibia; Anura; Hylidae
Gene: DZANK1
Product: double zinc ribbon and ankyrin repeat domains 1
Exons: 22
Coding region: 261-2600 (779 amino acids)
Biological process (GO): eye photoreceptor cell development
Molecular function (GO): protein binding
Source: RefSeq, a predicted model, not a curated record
GAAUGCGGGGUGGGGAUAUGCUUUUUCGCAUCUUUGGUUACUAAGGUAACGGGGGAUGUGCCAAUCAGUAGGCUGAGGCUCGGUCCUGACAAGCAGAAGGCUCCGCCGGGAGAAGCGUCUAUAGUAACGGGAUCUAUUUGCGGCGGAACACCGGGUGCCUUGUAUCAGCUGUGCCGGGAGGUGGAAAGAUGGUACACAAGCGGGUGGACUGUACCGAUGGGCCCAUACCCAUACCUGGCAUCUGAGGUCCACUCUUAAGAAUGACUGCAGGCUCUAUAUGUGUACCACAGAUUAUACCACUUCGGGUUCCCGUUCCGGGCAAAGGGAAGUAUGAAGUAGACACAAAUACUCCAAUUGAAAUCAAAUCAGAUACACCAGAUGUCUCCAUAUUUUAUACACUUGAUGGGAAUAAGCCAGACUUCUUAAAGAAAACCAGUUACCCAGAAAACACCACAUUGAAAUAUCGAGGGCCAUUUACAUUGCCUGAUGGUAAAAUAACCGUCAAGGCUGUGGCAGUCAGCAGAGAUGGCCGAGAAAGUGGGACUGUAACUAAAGUUUUCAUUGUGGAAUACAUUGCUCCAGAGAUAGACUCGUCAGAUGAGGACAACGAUGAAAACUUUCUAAAGGAGCUUGCUAAACAGGAUAAGGUUAUUUCUCCGGCAAAAACAAAGAAGAAAGAUGUCACAUUACAGAGAACAUCAGCCUGGGAUGACACCACACAGACUCUCGGAAUCGGUGAAACAAAUGGUAGACUCAACAAAUCCUUUACCGGUCCAAGAUUUCUGAACAGUCGCCUAGGAAAACCCAACCAAGGAGAAGAGCCAUUGUCUGCACUUCAGACACAGAGGUCUCAGCUUAAUGGAACAUCAGAACCUAUUCUUCGAAAGAGUCUGACAAGUACGCAAAGUAUGAGAAUCCAGCGGGAGACUGAUUUCCUCAAGUGUGCUCAUUGCUUGGCACCUCGGCCAUCAGACCCUUUUGCGCGUUUCUGCCAAGAAUGUGGAUCUGCAGUCCCUCCUGUGCCUGGACGUCGUCUCCCACCCCCUGAGGGAGGACAGAUGGGGCUGUGUGUGGAGUGUAGGACAAUGGUCCCUAUGAAUACUCCUUCCUGUAUUGUGUGUGAAGCGCCAUUAUAUCUUCAGAUGCAGCCUCAAGCUAGUAUGAACCUUAAGGACAAAACCAUCUGUCGUUUCUGUGGAACUGGAAAUCCCAUCAAUCUAAAGUAUUGUGUGACCUGUGAGGCAAAGCUGCCAGAAACUCAAAUGACAAUGUUCAGUGGGGAUUCAGCUCCCCCGCUUCCAAACCAGCUGGGCAAAAUGCAGAGCUGUUCCAAGUGCGGCCGUGUGAACCUGUCAGAAGCCCGAUUCUGUGACUGGUGUGGGGCAAAGCCAGGUCCUUCGGUGAGUUACCUGACCUGUUCCAAGUGCAGUGCUAGCAACCAGCCAUAUGCCCAUUUCUGUUCCUCUUGUGGGGUUUACCUGGAGCCUCCAGCAAGAUUUUCCACCCACCAGAAUAGUAUGGUACGACCUGCAGACUGCUUAGCAUUAUCUGGUGAUUUAGAUGGACGAGCUUCCUGGCAAGCUUUAGCAGUCUCCUUGCCGAACACAAGGCUAGAUGUAGACAAAAUGGACAAAGGAACCCAGACCGUUGGAUUGUUUUACCCAUCUAGCAAGCUGAUGGAGAAAAAGGAGCUAGAAUUAUUGAAUGAAAAAGAAAAGAAAGAAAAGAUGAGCGAUCGCAAGGCUGUGGUGACAGCCAUCAGCCCUGGUCGAGGCUAUUGGAGGCAGCAAUUGGAUCAUAUCUGCGCUCACCUGCGCUGCUAUACACAGAAUGAUUCUCAGUUUAAGGCUUUAAUCGGAAUGCCUCGGAUGGGAAGGAUCAUUUCGGCAACAAUGCAUGAAAAUGGCUAUGAAGUCAGUUUCAGGCUGAAUUAUGUUUUAGUAACAGAUAAGAAUGUUGUAACCGGGAAGCCAAUGAUGCUGUCCAAAAAUCACUUCUUGAGCAAUGUGACGGAGGGCAGAGAUGACUACGAUGAAACUCAGUCUAGUGUGGCUAGUGAAGAUGGGCUGAGUGCCACAAGCAACAAUGGAAAAGCAAAAAGGUCCAAGAGAAAAAACAGAAAACCUCUUCAGAAAGAAGACAGACUCCCGCCCGAAGAUCGCAAGCUUCUUAAGGAGGUUGGUCCUAAAGGAGAAGGGAAGAUUUCUACUGUGGAGGAGCUCUUGGAUGAGGGAGCGGAUCCUAACUGCUGUAAUAAUGAAGACCGUCCAGUACUGACUGUGGCUGUCCUGAAUGGACAUCAUAAAGUUAUACCAGUCCUGGUACAGAAGGGAGCAGAUAUAGACCAGCAGUCUGGACCACACAAAAAUACCGCUCUCCACGAGGCUGUUCUACUUGGUUUGGAAGGAAAGAAAUCUGUAGAAGUAUUAUUAGGGUGCAAUGCAAGUAUUAAAAAGAAAAACGAUAAAGGGAUGACAGCCCAAGACCUGGCCCUGAAGAGCGGAAAUGAGCAGAUCUCCUCGCUCUUCGCCUCGAAGAUGGGGCAAGGCAUGUUGGACAAGCUCAUCAAGCCUAAAAACAUCAGUCUGGAAGUGUUCUGAACCGUGAUCACUAAUGACCAAUCCUUAUGCCUUGAUCCUUUUCCUAAUUUUGGUCAUAUAAUCCGAAAAUGAUAAAAAGCAGAAUCCAGCACUCUGUCAGGAUUAAAUAAAAUGUACCUUGUGGAGAAAAGAAAAAAGCUAGACUAAGGGUAUGUUCACACUACAGAAUCUCUGCUUAAAGAUAUUCCGGAUCUGUGAUUCUGUCUAAGCAUCUGUCACCAAAAUCCUUUGGAUCUAGGACCGUGCACACCUGCGAUGUCAUAAUUGACGCAAUGCAGGUGUCUUGUAAUUCCGCCAAAAGAAUGAACAUGUUUAUUCUUGCAGUGUGUGAAUUUCUGCAGCACAAUUUUUCACUACUGAAACUCAGCAGUGUGAAGGGGUCACCGGAAGACCUAUUCACGCCAAUGCUGGAUUAGUGCAGCGGAUUUUCAAGCAGAAUUCCUGAUCGGAACAUGCCCUAAGCUUUACACAUACUGAGGUGGACACAGUUACAGGGGUACUCCCGUGGCAAACUUUUUUUUUUUUUUUUUUAAAUCAACUGGUGCCAGAAAGUUAAACGGGUUUGUUAAUUACUUCUAUUAAAAAUUCUUAAUCCUUCCAGUACUUUUUAGGGGCUAUAUACUACAAAAGAAAUGCUUUUCUUUUUGGAUUUCUCUGAUGUCACGACCACAGUACAGGAAGGAUUAAGAUUUUUUAAUAGAAGUCAUUUACAAAUCUGUUUAACUUUCUGGCACCAGUUGAUUUUAAAAAAAAAGUUUUCCACAGGAGUACCCCUUUAAGCUAUUGAAAGGAAACAGCUGGUGGUGUAAUACUAACGUUAUUCCUGGAGUAUCUUAUGCCAUAGAUGCCAUAAGCAUUUUAAAAAAAAACACGUAAGGCUCCUUUCACACUACAGGCAUUUUUACUGCCGUUAUUUUACAUGAUGAAAGAAAAAACUGGAUGCAAUAACUGGUAAUAACGGAGGAUAACUGAUGACCAUAAUCUGUUAUUUUUAAUGUUUUUUUCCUUAAAAAACCUGAUGUUAAUUCGUUAUCAUCCAUUAUUACCAGUUACAUCCGUUUUUUUAUUUUUAUGAGGUUUUUAACCCUUUUUUUUUUGUAAAGCUGUACUGAGCAUGCUCAGUACAAAACACGGAUGUUAAAAAAACCUGACAAUAACUGAUGAUAAUGGAUGUUUUUUUUUUUUUUAACAUCCGGUUCCCAUAGACUUCAAUGUUAAAUUUUAACGUCCGGUUUUUCACCAUUUUUUUGGGCCGGAGCAAAAAUUAGUGCAUUUUGUAAAAAGUUUUUUGUAAAAAUCGCAACUUUUUCACAAGGAUAACUGACAUUAGUAAAAACAGACAUGCCUGAUGCAAAAGGAUGUUCAAAAAAUCCCAUUGACAUGAAUGGGACUUUUUGCCAGGAGUAAUAACGGAGGUUUUUUACAGGAUGAUACCUGUAGUGUGAAAGGGGCCUAAGUACAAAAGAAUUUACAGAAUUUGGGACUGGAUUUGAUUAUAAAUAUUUUCCAUGACACAACCUCUUUAAAGAGAACCUGGCAGGUCCACAGGGCCUCACACACCGGCCUUCAGACCCAAUGGUAAGGAGAACAGCAUUCUGAUGCUAAUUUCUUCUGCUCUAUGCGAUGCAACAGAGAGCUAAAAAACGAAACUUAAACCGCCAUGUGCUGUGCUUGAUAUCCAGUCAAUAGGGAGGGGACACAGCAGCUCCACGAUGCCCUCCUGCCAAUCAUUCUGUAUUGACAGCCUGUGUACAGGGCUUUUCCAAUCAGGCCAGUCUGGGCAAAGGGAGGGCAUGGCUCAUGUGACUAUAAGCUGCCACAUCCCCUCCCCCAUAACGAUACCAAGCACGAAACACAGCAUUUGGGUUAAGGUUACACGUGCAGUAUUUUGCUGCGUAUUUUCCUACCCACUGAAGUCAAUGGAUAGCAAAAUUAGGCUGGGUUCACAUCACGUUAUUCCCUAUACGGAACUGCAUAUGGCAGGGGGAGCAUCAAAACUUGCGCUCCCG